AGUACCUGCCCAAUUUAAGGUCACCUCAUCCCAUCAAUAUCCAUGUUGUAAAACCAGAAUUUACAGGCAGUAACAACAACCCAAAUGGGCAUUGAUUUUUUGGCAGAGGCAGCAAUAGUAAGAGUGAUGAUCUGUGUAUGUCCAAAGAUAUUUACAUGAAAGGCAUGGAAUCACCUCUUCUAGCUGAUGGCAGUUGUUGCUGUGGGUUGAGUACUUAUCUAGUUUCUUUCUAAUCACUGUUUCUUUCUGCCGGAGGACUAGAAUUUGAAAGUACACAGAUGGCUUCAAGAUUUAUGUUAAAUCAAUGCUGAACAUGAAUAAACAUGGUGUCAGUUAGCAACUAAAGGAGGAGCAAUAACUUGAGUUUUUUAUGUUUGCUACAGAAUCACCUUCCCUUUCCUUCCGCAAAGGUGGGGCACUGCAAAAAGCCAAUGAGUUGUCUUCUGAUCACUUCUUCAGAUUCCAGUAACAUUGGCUCUUAUCACACUAUUGAUUCCCCAAGUCAAUUCAUGAGAUUGGAUGGUUCAAUGUUCAAGUUCAUUGAAGGAGAAUUGACGGCUUCACCAGAUGUCAUGGUCAUCUGCAACAGUAGUUGGAGGUGCUGCGGGUGCAUUUGCAUUGGCAGCAAUAAUCAUUGGGGUUGUGUGGUUUUGCAAGUUACAUUGUAAAAAAUCCUCAAACAAAAACUCAGAGACAGGUUCUUCAGAACCUUCUGCAUUAGGGGAGUGGAACAGAGGUGGUGGAUCAGGUUCAGCAGCAGCUCAGCCUUCAUUAGGACAACCUGGGGAAAGGCAGUUCACAAUGGAAGAGUUGGAGCAAGCCACCAAGAAUUUCAAUGAAAGCAAUCUCAUUGGAUGUGGCAGUUUUGGAUUGGUUUAUAAAGGUUUGCUUAGUGAUGGGACUGUUGUGGCUAUCAAAAGGCGACCGGGUGCUCCUAGACAAGAAUUUGUUUUAGAGGUAGCAAAUUUGUCGGAGAUUCGGCAUCGUAAUCUAGUCGCCCUUCUGGGUUACAGCCAGGAAAGCAGGACUCAAAUUUUAGUUUUUGAAUAUCUACCAAACGGCAGCAUAUGCAAUCAUUUAUAUGAUUCUGGACAAGAUUCAACAGCAAAACUAGAGUUCAAGCAAAGACUAUCCAUAGCUCUUGGGGUGGCUAAAGGUCUAUGCCAUUUGCACUCCCUAAAACCUCCUUUGAUACACAAGAACUUCAAAACAGCAAAUGUGUUGGUCGAUGAGAACUUCAUUGCUAAGGUUGCAGAUGCAGGGAUUUCCAAACUCCUUGAAAAGAUAGACGAUGCGGGUCCAUCACACACAACUAAUAUCAAUAUUUUCAGAGAUCCAGAGGUAGAAGAAUCAGGAAGCAUGUCUGAAAUAAGUGAUGUAUACAGCUACGGAGUAUUCCUUUUGGAACUCAUAACUGGACGAGAGACUUCAAAUAUUGACUUCUUCAGAUAUGAAGGGAACUUAAUCCACUGGGUGGAAAAAAGACUGAAUUCAAACAAACUUGUGGACUGUCGGCUAUUUGGAAGCUUCACCUUACAGGGAAUGAAGGAUUUGAUCAAUCUGACACUGCAGUGCAUGAGUGUUCCAGGAAAGGGGCGACCUAAGAUGGAAAUUGUUGUGUUUGAGCUUGAACGGAUUCAUGAAAAAGAGAUGGCACUAACAACAGGCAUGGGUGAGGAUACUACUAUAUUUACUUUAGGAAGCCAAUUAUUUACUUUGAAAUGAGGAGAACCAGUGGGAACAGUCACUUUUCAUGUCUUUUAUUUUGAGCCAAGCUCAUGCCACCAUUAACUAGCAGCAAGCUCUUAUUUGAUUGUUCUGGGCAAGAAGGGAGCCUGAAGAAGAACAACUUGAUCCAUUUUAUGAAGGUUUGGAAUGUAAAUUACGAACCUUUUUUUUUUUUUUCUUUCAAAAUAUCCUUCUAGAUAAAUGUUAGCUUGGAAGAUCCACAUGUGCGCCUUCAAUUAUCUAAAGCGGCAACAAGAAGAAAAUUAAUGUGGAUGGCAUUUUUCUGAACAGG
Molecule: messenger RNA, 2020 nt
Organism: Malania oleifera
Lineage: Eukaryota; Viridiplantae; Streptophyta; Magnoliopsida; Santalales; Ximeniaceae
Product: probable serine/threonine-protein kinase PBL15
Exons: 8
Coding region: 568-1725 (385 amino acids)
Biological process (GO): protein phosphorylation
Molecular function (GO): ATP binding; protein kinase activity
Source: RefSeq, a predicted model, not a curated record